AUGUGGGGGUUGGGGGGGUUGUGGGUGGGGUGGGUUGUGGUGGGGGUGGUGGUGGUGGUGUGGGGGUGGGGGGUUUGGGGUGUGUGUGGUUGGUUUUGGGUGUGGGGUGGGGGUGUGGGUGGUUUGUGUUUGGGGUGGGGGGGGGGGGUUGGUUGGUUGUUGGGGUGGUUUUGGGGGUUGGGUGGUGUUUGGGUUUUUGGUGUGGUGUUGUUUGGGGGGGGUGGGGGGUGGGGGGUUGUUGGGUGGGGUGGUUUUUUGGGUGUUGGGUGGUUGUGUGGUGUUGUGGGUGGGGUGGGGGUGGGGGGGGGGGGGUGGGGUGGUGGUGGGGUGUGGGUGGGGGGGUGGGGUGGGGGGGGGGGGGGGGGGUGGGGGGUGGGGGGGGGUGGGGGGGUGGUUGGGGGGGGGUGUGUUUUGGGUUGGUUGUUGGGGUGUAUUGAAUGUUGGAUUGGGUUGGGGGGGUUGGGGGGUUGGGGGGUGGGGGUGGGUGGGGGUGUUGGGGGGGUGGGUGUUGGGGGGUUUUUGUGGGGGGGUGUGGGUGGGGGGGGUUGGGGGUGGGGGUGGGGGUUGUUGUGGUUUGGGGUGGGGGGGGGGGGGUUGGGGGGUGGGGGGGGGGUUUGGUGGGGGGGUGGUUGGGUGUUGGUGGGGGGGGGGGGGGGUGGUGUGUGGGUGUUGGGGUUUUUUUUUAGGGUGGGUGUGUUGGUGGGGUUUGGGGUUGUGUUGUUUGGGUUUGGGUGUGGUGGGGGUUGGUGUGGUGUGGGGGGGUGGGUGGGGGUGGGGUUGGGUUUGGGUGGGGUGGGGUGGGUUGGGGGGGGGGGGGGUGGUGGUUGGUGUUGGUGGUUGUGGGGGGGGUGUUUAAUGGGGGGUGGUGGGGGUUGGUGGGGGGGGGGGUUGGUGGGUGGGUGUGGUUGUUGGUUGGGGUUGGGGGGUUGGUUUGGGUGUGGGGGUUUGGGGUGGUUUUUGUUUGUGGGGGGGUGGGUGGUGUGGGGUGUGUUGUGGUGUGGUUGUGUGGUUGUGUUGGGGGGGGGGGGUUUGUGGGGGGGUGGGGUGGGUGUUGUUGGGUGGGGGUGGUGGGUGUGGUUUGGGGGGGGUGUGGGGGGUGGGGGGGUGUGUGUGUGGAGUGGGGGGUGGGGGGGGGGUGGGGGGGGGGUUGGUGGGGGGUGGUGUGGGUGUGGGUUUGGGGGGGGGGGGGUGGUGGUUUGGGGUGGGUGGGUUUUUUUUUGUUGGGUGGUGGUGUGGUGGGGGGUGGGGGGGUGGGUGGUUGGUUGGGGUGUGUGGGGGUGUGGGGGUGGUGGGUGGGGGGGUUGUAGGGGUGUGUGUGGUGGUGUGUUGGGGUUUUGGGGGGGGGGGGUGGGGUGGGGUUGGGGGUGGGGGUUGGGGGGUGGGGGGGGGGGGUUUGUUGGUUGUUGGGUGUGUUGGGUGGGGGGGUGUGGUGGGUGUUUGGGUUGUUGGGGUUUUUGGUGGGUGGGGGGGGGUGUGGUUUUGUGUUUUUGGGUGUGGUUUUUUGUUGUGUGGGGUGGGUGUGGGUGGUUGGGGUGGUGUGGUGGUUGUGUGGUGUGUGUUGGGGGGGGGGGGGGGGGUUUGUGGGGGGGGUGGGGUGGGUUUGUUGGGGUGGGGGGGGUGGUGUGGGGUGGUUGGGGGGGGGUGGGGGGUGGGGGGGGUUGGGGUUUGGGGGGGUGUGUUGUGGUGGGUGUGUGUUUUGGGGGUUGGGUGGUGGGUGUGUGUUGGGGGUGGGUUUGGUGUGUGGGUGGGUGGGGGGGGUGGUGGGGGGGUGUGUGGGUGGUGGGGGGGUGGGGUGGUGGGGGGGUGUGGGGUGGUGUGUGUUUGUGGGGGUUGGUGGGGGUGUGUGGGGGGGGGUUGGUGGGGGGGGGGGGGUGUUUUUGUGGGGUGGGGGGGGGGGGGGGGGGGGGGGGGGUUGGUGGGGGUGGUUGUGGGUGUGGGGUUUUUGGGGGGGGGGUGGGUUGGGGGGGGGGGGUGGGUGGGGGGGGGGUUGGGGGGUGGGGGUGGUUGGGGUGGGGUUGGUGUGGGUGGGGUGGGGGGGGGUGGGUGGGAGUGGUGUGGUGUGUGGGUGGUUGA
Messenger RNA from Knipowitschia caucasica, 2073 nucleotides. The record is from the annotation of a GenBank genome assembly. Lineage: Eukaryota; Metazoa; Chordata; Actinopteri; Gobiiformes; Gobiidae.